Messenger RNA from Colletotrichum higginsianum IMI 349063, 1026 nucleotides. RefSeq names its product NADH-cytochrome b5 reductase. The transcript has 3 exons. Lineage: Eukaryota; Fungi; Ascomycota; Sordariomycetes; Glomerellales; Glomerellaceae. Gene Ontology annotation, molecular function: cytochrome-b5 reductase activity, acting on NAD(P)H. Gene Ontology annotation, biological process: ergosterol biosynthetic process. The record is from RefSeq and is a predicted model, not a curated record. The coding region runs from base 1 to 1026 and encodes 341 amino acids.
AUGUUCGCUCGAUCUGCUUUCCGGGCCGCGCAGCCUCUGAAGCUGCCCUCGUGCCCCCCGCAUCAGCAAGCCCGCCGCUAUGCCACCGAGCCCGCCAAGGGCGGCAGCUCCAACCCGGCCCUCUACGCCGGUGCCGCGGCCGCCGUCGCGGGCGGCGCCUACUACUUCCUCUCCGGCUCCUCCGCCCCCGCCGCGGCCCAGAAGGCCGAGGCCAAGAUCAAGGAUGCCGUCGGUGCGGCGCCCAAGAAGGCGCUGACGGGCGGCGACCAGGGCUUCGUGUCGCUCAAGCUCGAGGACGUUGAGAUCGUCAACCACAACACCAAGAAGUUCCGCUUCAAGCUGCCAGAGGACGACAUGGUCUCCGGCCUCACCGUCGCGAGCGCUGUCCUGACCAAGUACAAGGGCCCUGAGGACGAGAAGGCCACGCUGAGGCCCUACACGCCUACCAGCGACGAGGAUGCCAAGGGCUACGUCGAGCUUCUCGUCAAGAAGUACCCCAACGGCCCCAUGUCAACGCAUAUGCACGACAUGACGCCCGGCCAGCGGCUCGACUUCAAGGGCCCGCUGCCCAAGUACCCCUGGUCGCCCAACAAGCACGACCACAUCGCCCUUGUCGCCGGCGGCACGGGCAUCACGCCCAUGUACCAGCUCGCGCGCGCCAUCUUCAACAACCCCGACGACAAGACCAAGGUCACGCUCGUCUUCGGCAACGUCACCGAGGAGGACAUCCUGCUCAAGAAGGAGUUCUCGGAGCUCGAGAACACGUACCCCCAGCGCUUCCGCGCCUUCUACGUCCUCGACAAGCCGCCCAAGGAGUGGGUCGGCAACAAGGGCUACAUCACCAAGGAUCUGCUGAAGCAGGUCCUCCCCGAGCCCAAGAGCGAGAACAUCAAGGUCUUCGUCUGCGGCCCCCCCGGGCUGAUGAACGCCGUCUCGGGCAACAAGAAGAGCCCCAAGGACCAGGGCGAGCUGGUCGGUGCCCUCAAGGAGCUGGGCUACAGCCCCGAUCAGGUCUACAAGUUCUAA